AUGGCUAGCCCCUCUGUACUAGCUUUCGAUGCUGAGGGCCGCCCACUGAAGUUUGAGACCUGGCUCGAUGACCUGCACCUAUUCCUCCAGCUCACUGCCAAGGAGGAUAUCUCACUGUACGAUCACGCGCUAGGCAAUGCUGCUGCCCCUACUGCUACUGCUGACAGUACUGCCCGUUCACAGUGGCAGACUCGUGACGCCCAUGCUCGCUUUGCUAUUCGCAACUCCCUGCCGGUAGAUGAGCGCGAGCACUUUGGCCAGCACAAAACUGCGCAGGCACUGUACACUGCUGUAGUUGCACGCUACUCCUCACCUGCCUCUGCUGCGCUAGGCCGUCUCUCGCUCCCCUACCUGUUCCCAGACCUGUCCGCUUUCGCCACAGUCGCUGACCUCACCACACACCUCCGCACUAGUGAGGCUCGCUUCCGUGCAGCUAUGCCCGCUGAGUUUCUUGCCACCCAGCUCUGGCUCACUCUCUACCACCUUGUCACCCGUCUGCCUGACUCUCUACGUGCGGUCAGGGACCACUUCCUCGCUCGCUGCCCCACUGAGCUCACCGUUGACCUGCUCGAGAAGGAACUGCUUGCAGCUGAGACUAGCAUAGUCGCUGUAGCUGCCUCUCGUGGCGACCCCCGCACCCCUUUCUUCGAGGGGUGUUCCCCUUCCCCCCUUCUCCCCUCAGUCGCCUCUGCUGCUGCUGUCGACCUAGUUGGUACUGAGCAGGUCGGGACUGCGUCCGCUCCGAGCUGGCGCCGAAGCGGCAAGGGCAAAGGGGGAAAGGGAGGUGGUGGUGGGGGCGGUGGCGGCAGCGGGGGUGGUGGCGGGGCUGGAGGGGCUAGUGGCAGCGGUGGGGGUGGAGGCGGCAGCAGCGGAGGAGGUGGCCGGGGUGGGGGCGGUGGUUGGGGCGGCGGUGGACGCGGAGGCGGCAGAGGCGGUGGUGGUCGAGGUGGUGGCGGCGGCGGUGGUGGUCGUGGAGGCGCUGGCGGUGGCCAGAGCCAGCAGCAGCACACUCCGUCGUCCCAGGAGCUUCGUGAGUGUGGAGAGGGUGACCAGUACCUGCGUGUUCCGCCCGACCCGGGCAUUCGGACCAGUGAGGCUGCCGCUAUAGGUGCUUGCGUGUCUGCUGCCCCAGGUGCUGGUGAGGCUGCUGCUCUAGGUGCUUGCUUGUCUGCUGCCCCAGGUGUUGGUGAGGCUGCUGCUCUAGGUGCUAGUGAGUCUGCGCCCCCUGGUACUGAGUCCACUGAGGCACUGCACACCUUCACUCUAGACUCAGGAGCUUCUCGCUGUUUCUUUCGUGACCGCACUGCCCUUGAGCAGCUUGCUCGGCCAGUUGCUGUCUCCCUUGCUGACCCCUCUGGGGGUCCGGUCAUUGCGACCUCCUCCACUGUCCUUCCUUGUCCUGCGGUUUCGUCGGGCACACUGUCCGGUCUCCACCUCCCCUCGUUCUCUACGAACUUGGUGGCGGGUUGUGCGCUCCAGGACGGGGGUGUCCACCAGUUCACCCCUGCCUACGAGCGCGUGACACACUGCACGUGUGCUCGGACGGGCCGUCACCUAGCUACCUUCACUAGGCAGCCGGGGUCGGACCUGUACACACUGACCACUGAGUCCCCUCAGGUCGCUGCGUCUGCGUCUGCGUCAGGUCAGCUGUCUGCCCCCUGCUUGUGUCGCUCUCUGGCGCACGAGACUGUCCUCUGGCACCACCGCCUUGGUCACCCGUCAGUGCAGCGCCUUCGUGCCAUGCACAAACGGUACCUUGUCUCUGGUCUUCCCCGGGUACUCCCUCCCCUCCCACCCUCGCCUGCUCCUCCCUGUCUUCCCUGUGUCGAGGGGCGGCAGCGCGCCGCUCCUCACUCCUCCUCGUUUCCCCCGACGACUGCUCCCUUGCAGACGCUCCACAUGGACGUGUGGGGCCCAGCCUGCGUCCGUGGACACGGUCAGGAGAGGUACUUCCUGAUCGUUGUUGACGACUACUCGCGCUACACCACGGUCUUCCCCUUGCGCACCAAGGGUGAGGUCCCUGAUGUUUUGAUCCCUUGGAUCCACGCUUCUCGUCUCCAGCUCAGCGAGCGGUUCCACUCGGACUUUCCUGUCCUGCGUCUGCACUCAGACAGAGGUGGUGAGUUCUCCUCCGACCUCUUGGCAGCCUACUGUGCGGAGCACGGUAUCCGCCAGUCGUUCACGCUUCCGGCCUCUCCACAGCAGAAUGGGGUUGCUGAGCGCCGCAUUGGCUUGGUCAUGGAGGUCGCUCGUACCUCCUUAAUCCAUGCGGCUGCCCCCCACUUUCUGUGGCAGUUUGCGGUCCGGUACGCUGCGCAUCAGCUCAACCUCUGGCCCCGUGUCUCCUUGCCGGAGACCUCGCCCACACUACUGUGGACGGGGGAGGUUGGCGAUGCGUCGCGUUUCCGGGUCUGGGGAUCUCGAGCUUUUGUCCGCGAUACGUCCGCGGACAAGCUCUCCUCUCGCGCUGUUCCUUGUGUCUUCCUUGGCUUUGUCCCGGACGCGUCUGGUUGGCAGUUUUACCACGCCACCUCGCGCCGUGUCCUGCCCUCUCAGGACGUCACUUUUGACGAGUCGGUGCCCUACUACCGCCUCUUCCUCUACCGCACUGCCCCGCUCCCCCCCCCGCCUCUCUUCCUCGCACCAGGUGCUGCUGUGGUAGACCCCCUCCCCCCUCAGGGUGCCGCUCCCUCAGCUGGGGGUACUGCUGGUGCUGGAGCUGCUGGAGGUGCUGCUGCUACUGGAGGUGCUGCUGGUGCUGCAGGUGCUGCUGGAGUUGCUGGAGGUGCUGCCGCUACUGGAGGUGCUGCUGGUGCUGGUGCUGCUGGAGCUGCUGGAGGUGCUGCUGGUACCGGUGCUGCUGGUGCUGGUGCUGCUGGAGCUGCUGGAGGUGCUGCUGGAGCUGCUGGAGGUGCUGCUGGUACUGGUGCUGCUGGUGCUAGUACUGCUGGAGCUGCUGGAGGUGCUGCUGGUGCGGGAGCUGCUGGAGGCACUGCUGCUGCUGACGGUGCUGCAGGAGCUGCUGGAGGUGCUGGAGCUGCUGGAGCCGCUGGUCCUGGAGCGCGUCCCUCUGCCGUCUCCUCCUGCGUCCUCUCUUUCUGA
This is a messenger RNA of Closterium sp. Naga37s-1, 3102 nucleotides long. The record is from the annotation of a GenBank genome assembly. Lineage: Eukaryota; Viridiplantae; Streptophyta; Zygnematophyceae; Desmidiales; Closteriaceae.